This is a messenger RNA of Megalobrama amblycephala (Wuchang bream), 1111 nucleotides long. It is a transcript of the gene jmjd8, whose product is annotated as jumonji domain containing 8. The record is from RefSeq and is a predicted model, not a curated record. The coding region runs from base 113 to 910 and encodes 265 amino acids. NCBI's taxonomy places the organism in Eukaryota, Metazoa, Chordata, Actinopteri, Cypriniformes, Xenocyprididae. Gene Ontology annotation, cellular component: cytoplasm. The transcript is spliced from 9 exons.
ACUGCUGCGCUGAAUGCAGGAACUGAGGCUCGUGAGAUUUUGAAAGUGGCUGAUGGUGAAUGGCGGUGUUUAAACAGCUGGUGUCAUGUGUGUGUUCUCAUAAUGCAAAAACAUGGAUCAGAAUCUCAGGGCUCUGUUACUGCUCCUGUUAGUGCUGUCACCGGCUUCAUUUCACUGCAGUGGAGGAGAUGAUGGAGGAUGGGGACUGGAUUCCAGUAUACAGGAUGAAGGCGAAUGCAACAUUGAGAUCAGAGAUGUGAAGUCAAUAACACACACAGAGUUUAUUAAAGAGUAUGCUUAUGCAAAACCAGUUAUACUCCGAGGACUAACAGAUAACACCAAGUUUCGCUUCCUGUGUUCCAAAUCCAACCUGGUGAGAGAGUACGGAGAGAAAACGGUCCGUCUCAGCACAGCCAAUACACACUCGUACAGGAAAGUGGAUGUGAGGUUUGAAGAGUUUGUAAAGUUCCUUUUGACCCCUCAGUCUGAAGACACCCUGGGCAGUGAUACGCUGUACUUUUUUGGGGACAAUAACUUCACUGAGUGGCAUUCUCUGUUUGAAGAGUAUAAAGCGCCACCCUUUUCUCUUCCACUCAUGCAUCCUGCGUAUAGCUUCGGGAUUGCUGGACCAGGUACUGGCGUCCCGUUUCACUGGCACGGCCCCGGCUACUCUGAAGUUAUCUACGGCAGGAAGCGUUGGUUCCUGUACCCCCCUGACGAGGCACCAGAGUUCCACCCCAACCACACCACUCUGUCCUGGGUCUCUCUGUCCUACCCAAACCUGGAGCUCCACCAGAGGCCCCUGGAGUGCACCAUACGACCCGGAGAGGUGCUGUUUUUUCCAGACCGCUGGUGGCAUGCCACUCUAAAUCUGGACACCAGCGUCUUCAUUUCAACUUUUCUGGGUUAAAGACUGAUGUGGCGGACACACACCAUGUCUGUUUGACUUGAUGGACCCAUAAAGGAUUCAGUUGCUCAGAGGACCAGCAGUUUGACAAAGCCAUCUGAUUUUAUGAAGAAAAAAAAAUAUUUAUAAAACCUAAUUUUAAUGUGAGAUUAUGAAGUAAAUUUUGUAAAUGCGUUUUCAAUAAAGUUGUGCUUUAGAGACUUA